GCGGAGCGGCGCGGCCAAUGGGGUGGGGAGGCGGGGCUCGCGCGCCGCCGUUACCGUCUCGCGCAGGAGGAGGUGGCGGGCGGGCGGCGGCGCCGCCAUCAUGAGUUACUCAGGUUAUGGAGACUGGAACUCUGGGACGAACAGAGGUUAUGAGGGAUACAGUUACGGCUAUGGAUACGGCCAGGAUAAUUCGGGGAAUUACGGAUAUGGCAUGGCCACAUCCAACUCCUGGGAAAUGGCCAAUUCGGACGUUGACAUGAACCCCGAUGGUUCGGGCGGGGGCAACGCCGACGCUGUCAUCGCGAAAAUGAACCAGCGCUUAGACAUGGUGUCGCACAUGGACGCGGACACGAUGCAAGGAGGACACUACGGGUCUGGCGGAGACAGGUACGACUCGUAUGAAUCCUACGACUCGAGGUCUUCGAUGAACGACCGCGACAUGUAUCGAUCCGGCUACGAUUACAAUGAGUCCGAACACGACAACGAUAACGCCUACGAAGGUCACUACGACAACUUUUACGGGAACCGCCGGGAUCAAUACCAGAACAGAGCACGGGAUAACUUCGGUCAACGGGGUCAAAAUUGGGGUAGAGACGGACGCAAUAACAGACCCAUGGCGUCUUCCUAUCCCGGGCGCAUGGGUGGACAGUGGAACGAGCCUCCGCAAUCGAUGGGAUCUCGAGGUCUCGGUCCCCAUGGCUCCUCCAGGCUCCCUUCCCUCUUCUCCCACAACAUUAUCCCAGAACUCAGCAUGUUCCAGGGAAUGCGAGGCUUUUCGGGAAAUAUGCGGUACGGAGGAGGAAUGAUGAAACAACGAAUGAGGAGAAACUGGAAAAUGUGGGACUCGGAUUUUAAACCCCAGAAAAAGAAAAUCAAAAAAGAUCCCACUGCGAAGAAGCGGAAGCAAACGAACAGCUCGGAUGAACCGGACAGCAAGGCGGCCAAGACAGACGGCUCCGAUAACUCCGACUCUGACAACGAGGAGGGAACGGAAGGAGAAUCGGGAGAAAAAGAGGAGAAAGAGGGCUCCAGAGGCGAGGGGGAAGACGAAGAAGGAAAAGAUUCAGAGAAAGGUGCUUUAACAAUUCAAGAAGAGAUCAGUCAAAUCAAACGCAAAUUGCAGGCGGGCAAGAAAACCCAAGAGAGGCAAAAGAAGAGGCAUCGGGAUCGCAUGGUAGAAAGGAUCCAGUUUGUUUGUUCAUUGUGCAAAUAUCGGACCUUUUACGAUGACGAGAUGAACAGUCACCUCGAGAGUAAAUUCCAUAAGGAACACUUCAAAUUUGUCGGAACCAAGUUGCCUCAACAAACAGCUGAUUUCCUCCAGGAAUACGUUGCUAAUAAAACUAGGAAAACCGAAGAGCGUCGUAAAGCAAUUGAAGACAUUAAUGCGGUGAUUCAGCAGAUUUAUAGGGACCAAGAUCUUACGCAAGAUGUUGGCAUGGAGCAUUUCAUUAAGAAGGUGGAGGCGGCUCACUGCGCUGCCUGCGACCUCUUCAUCCCCAUGCAGUACGGCAUCAUCCAGAAACACCUGAAGUCGCUCGACCACAACCACAACCGCCGGGCCAUGAUGGAGCAGUCCAAGAAAUCCUCGCUAGUAGUUGCGAGGAGUAUUCUCAACAACAAACUAAUCAGUAAGAAACUGGAGCGGUACCUGAAGGGUGAGAAUCCUUUCACGGAUGACCCAGAAGAAAAAGAGGAGCAUGAGGAAGGAGAAGGCGGAGCCAGUGGAAACGUAGAGGAAGGAACAGCAGAAGGAGCUGAUGAAAAUAAGGAUGAAGAGGAAAAUGCGGAAGAAGAGAACCCAGAGGAAGAAAAUCCAGAAGAGGAGAAUCCAGAGGAGGAAAACUUGGAAGAAGAGAAUCCAGAGGAGGAAAAUCUAGAUGAGGAAAACAAGGAUGCCGAGGAGAACCCUGAAGGAGCUGAAAAUGAGGGAGAGCGAGAAGAAAGAGGGACAGAAAUGGAGGCCCAGCCACAAGCACAACCAGAGGUGGAGCCGGCUGCGGGAAACACGGAGGAGCAGAAUUCCCUGCCCACAGAGGAGUCUCUCCCCGAGGAAGAAGAGCAACAGCCUGUAGGAGGCGUGGAGGUGGAAGAUGAGGAGGAAGAGAGCGAGGAAGCUGCUGCAGCACAAGAGGACGAGGAUGCGGAGUAAACUCUGGAUGGGGAAACGGAUCUGUAAAAGACCUGACGUAUUCUGGUUUUUGGUUUUUUUUUAAAAACAUAACUGUAUCUGUGAAUUUCAUAGCACAUAUUUUGAGUUCUCAUUCUACUAAACUCACUUAGGCAGUGGAAGCCUUGACCUGUAAAGUGAUUACAUUUUUUUUUUUUUUUGAAAAAUAUAGGGUGGUUGGUUGUUUGGUUGGUUGUUUUUUUUACCAAAUCUUCAUUUUUAGUAGCUAGGUUUUGUGCGGUCUCUGUUUUUUAGAUGGCUUUGUACUAGGAGAAUUUCCUUUGAGCAUGUGUGCAAACCAGUGCUACUUCACAAUCGGGCAAACGAAACUUCUUUUCUUCCCUUCGAAUUGAAACUUUUCUAUAUUUAACAAAAAUGUGGUCUGUCCCCUUAGCCUGUCUGUCUGGAAACAUCAGAAAUUCGGUUCCGGGCUUUUUAAUUUCUGCCGUUAAGGUUCUGCAUAACUUCCAUGUGACUGUAAUAUCCUCCCUGAUGUUUUAUUCUUCCCUUUAACGCGGAGCGAAACUUAAGUGGUGUCAACGUUUGUCUUGUUUGUAAAAAUGCUUUCAUUUUAAAGGUGAAUGUUUUGGUGGGUGGAGAUAAAAAGGACGAUCCUGAGAUUACCCUGUGACUCUGCCUGAAUUUCUGGUGCCCUGGUAAGGCUUGGGAGAGGUUGGAGGCUUAAAACCGGUCUAAAAACCCUCCGUCUCUGUGCUCUGGUUCGGUAUUUAGGGUUCGGUUCCGCUUUCCUCUCUCCAGCGCUGCAGAUGGAGCCGACUUCCUCGCCUGCAUUAGCAAUAAACACUUAGUUGAAGCUGUCAGCGGUUAAUCAUCGCCUGGAGUAUGGAUUCUUCUUCCUGAAACAAGGGAGAAAUAAGGAAAUUAGUUUCCAGAGGUUAUUCCUGCUACAGCUGUGAGCUUUCUUGCCGGAUGGGUUGAUGGAUAAAGAUGUGUGUAGGCUUGAAUCACCGGCGUGAGGGCAAACGCAGUCUUACGAACCUCCAACUCGGUGGAAAUUCUUUGUACGAGAGAAGUUUCCCCCAGCGAUGCGGGGGCAGAAAGGGAGAUUUAAGGAUCAACGCGAAGACAAAGCGCUGAGUCUCCUCCCCAUCUCAAACCCUUUCCUCCAGCGCGGCUCCCUGAUGGCAGCGACCGCCGGAUGCUUCUGCCGUGUCUGGGAAGUCUGCAAGCUAAUGGGAUCGCGGGAUGGACGAGAGGAGCUCCGUGAGGGGGAAGAUUUCGCCUCCUCCAUGCCGGGGACAUUUAUUAUCCAUGAAAACACCAAGUUCGGGCCCUGAAGUGUUUAUCCUCACCUUUCCCAGCCAUGACUCCUCUCUCCUGCCGAAGGACUCAGGUCCUGAAAUGUUUACCCUCGCCUUCCUGAGCGGUGAACCCCCUCCCUUCUCCUGCAGACGGACAUCUCAAACUCGUCCUGGAAAAUUCUUUUCCAAAUGGAAUUAACACCCUGAGUCACUAAAUAGCUUGUGGGCGCUGUAACGAAUGUGGCUCCUUCCCUCUCGUGUGGCUUCAGCCUGAGGUUGACCCUGUGAGCUGUUGGGUGUCGGGGACUUCGGCUGCCACUUCCUUCCGCCUUUUUGCAUGGAUUUAAUCCGACGUCUGCCAGUUCUGGGGCGUUUUAGCGUAUUAAGUCUGAUCCUUGAUGUGAGUUUGAGCUCAGAGCGGCGUAAUUACCUCUGAGUGCCGUUAGCGGAACGAACUGGGUGCUUCGGAGGAUGGUGGUGGCGCUUGAGGGUGACACGGGGGAUGAUUUUUGAAGGCUGUAAAAGACGAGAGGAGGGUGCGGGGUUAGAAACGCGCCUCGGCAGCGUAAUCUUCACACGUUUUUGCUUUGAAGGCAGGCGGGCAUUCAGCUAGCCACCAUCAUCUGUUCAAUUUAGCCCGUGCCAAGAAGAGAGUCUUAAUUCUGUUGCCUUUUACAGCUGCUGAUUUUUUUUCCUCCUUGCUCAGCAGAGCUUUGUGGUGAUUUCCAGGUUUCCUCCUGUUUUUCCUCUCUGUAGAAACCCUCAGAUGUAGAUUUAAGAAGUCUAGAUUUAAUUAGCUGAUCCCAUCCUGAGGAAAACAACCGGGCUUGGCUUUGUUGAAGUGUUCAGACCCGUGCUUUGCUUGCGUUUUACCGCAUUAAGGAUCGAUGUUUUAAUCAGGGUGGACUUUCAGAAAGGAAUACGGGGAAAUACCUUUGAUUUUAAGGUUUACUUAAGAAAACUGAGCUGCUUUCAUUGGGGUAGGCUCUCUGUAACCUUAAAUAUUGGGUCAUGGAGGUGGUGAGAUCUCCAUCAGCCAGCCAUUCUUUUUAAAAACAAACAAAAUCCGCCUUUAUUUGUAAUAGAGCGAGUUACACCUGCCUCAGACUCUCCCCUUUCGCUGUAUUUCCUUAUUUUCCCCUUUCUGUUGUCCAUACUUCUCUUAACACACCAUUACGCUGGCUUAGAAAAUGAAUUUGAAGAAAAGGAACCAGGUUGUGUGUUAAAUACGCUGCUUCCCAGCUGGUUUUUUGGGGGAGAAAACUCUUCACCUCCUGGUCAGCAGCAACAGCGGCUUCUCCCGUGCCCUUUCACUCGCUCCAGAAGCGUUGGCAUCGAUCGAAACAUCCGCAGAACUUCCAAGGGAGUGGAGUUUGGGCUGCUUUGCUGCGCCGGUUAUCUUUUACCUGUUGGUUUUUUCCACCCACGAGGAGAGAGGAAAAAAUCAGGUGUCAGCACGAAAGAUCAAUUUUGUAAUUAAUUUCCUUCUUGUGUAAUCGGGGCACAGCCCAAGUGAGGUUACCUCGGUGUUCCUGAAGUUGGGGAUGGAAGGAACAACUCGCCUCCUCGUAGCAGAAUCCAGAAAGUGACAUUUUUAUCCCUUCAACAGCUGCUGUUCAGGUUGAUUAAUGGGAAAAUUAUGCAUUUUGGACACUCCCUGGUGCCAUUCUGCUGAGCCUUCUACCUUCUGGUGAGGGAUUAAUCGUAAAGCAGCCCUUCCCUUGGACUCUGAGCUGGGGCAAGGUCUGGCCAAGGAGCGCGUCCUUCUUGAGAGGCAGCUGGUGCUGAGCCUGGAUCGCCAUCCCUGAUGCCAUAGCGAUGAGGUCAGGGCUCAUCCAGCUUCUCGGGAGUGUUUGGGGCUUCACGGUUGCGAUGUAGACAGGUCCCGAUACACGAAAUAUCGCUGUGGGGGUGUGUUCUGGGUCAAAAUCCUUAAACUGUGAGCACUAAGCAUUUCCAUAUCCGCACUUACAUGUAGCGUAAAGGUUUUCAUGGCUCCUCUAGGAUGCAGGCAGUAAACUCCAGACACCUGACAAGAAUUAAUUAGUCAUGCUAAGUAAAAGCCCUGCUCGAAGCUGAGCAGGAUGGACCUCGGUCUGCUGAUGAUCUGCAGGAACAACCCAAGCACUUCGUCCUCGGGGAUGCUGCGGAUUCGGAGCACGUGAACGGAGGAGAGGAAAUCAGCCGGGAAGGACUCGGAGAAGUCGGCAGGUGCUAAAAUCCUUUGGCACCAGCCUCCCUGUAAAUGCUUUCCUUGAACAAACUAUUUCUUAAGGAAAUUGCUGAUGAGUAAUUGAUUGUGUGGAGCUCACCACGGCUCCUCCAAGGGACAGCCUUUAGGAUAUAGCUGCUAGACGUCCGCCCGCCGCUCCAUUUACGCCCGUCACGAUGUUUUUUCGGAUGCUGCCGCUUUUCCCUAAGGAAAGGUGAGCUCAGUUAUUGCUUGGGCUCGCUUCCCUCCACGCUCCAUACAUCUAGCCCCGUCCUGCGUUGAUGUGUUGAAGAACAUGCAAGUAAGUGCCACAAUUCAAAUUUAUGCAGCUCAGCAUAAAUAAGGGUGUUUCAUUUAUCCCCAGAACACCCUUAUGUCGGCAACGGCUACUGCGCUACCCUUGGCAGUGGCCCUGGCUCAGGGGUGGCGGCAGAUUUAACUUAUAUUUUCUGAUUGUUCAGCCCAGAUCUCAGUUUCUGCUAAUGCUCUUGGGUAUUUUAUUGUAUUAGUUAAUAACUAUAAUAAUUAUCACGUGCAGCACUCUAUAAAUCCUGCCUGAUCA
This is a messenger RNA of Chroicocephalus ridibundus (black-headed gull), 6206 nucleotides long. It is a transcript of the gene AKAP8L, whose product is annotated as A-kinase anchoring protein 8 like. Lineage: Eukaryota; Metazoa; Chordata; Aves; Charadriiformes; Laridae. Gene Ontology annotation, cellular component: nuclear matrix; nucleus. The coding region runs from base 101 to 2152 and encodes 683 amino acids. Gene Ontology annotation, molecular function: protein kinase A regulatory subunit binding; DNA binding. The record is from RefSeq and is a predicted model, not a curated record. The transcript is spliced from 13 exons.